AUGGUGACCCGCGGAACGGUGAUUGUCUUCUGUGCUGCUAUACUCGCAGCCAUGGCGGCUAGCAUUUGGCUGGUGGUCCGUGAAAAUAGUAGAGAUGCAGUUUUGAAGCGGAAACCUUUGCAAAAACAGGAUGACGACGGUGUCAUCGUCGAUGUGAAGUAUAAUAAAAACUACCCUUUUCUGUUUGACAAGAGAGGAAGAUUCAUAAAGAAGAGACCGACCCUGGAAGUUGUAGACCCAGCUGAAAUGGACCAAGCUAAAGAAGAGGCUCCCGAAAAAGCCCCGAGCGAGGCAGAACCCGUCAAGGUCGGCGAAAAGGCAAUGUAG
Molecule: messenger RNA, 327 nt
Organism: Neospora caninum
Lineage: Eukaryota; Apicomplexa; Conoidasida; Eucoccidiorida; Sarcocystidae
Exons: 1
Coding region: 1-327 (108 amino acids)
Source: RefSeq, a predicted model, not a curated record